GGCGCCCCCCGCGGGACAGGCGCGGGGACGGCUCCGGGGGGCGGGGGCCGGGGCCCGGGCCGGCUCGCGCGGGGGGUAUGAUGACCCGGCGGCGGGGCCCCGGAUCUCGUCUCCUCCGCCGCCUCCUCACGGCAGCCCCAGCUCGCGGCUGAGAACCCGACCCACCGGCGGUUUGUAAUUUGUAAUGAUGGUGGAGACUACGUGGGACCAGCCCACCUAAUGUGUGUCUGUGCAAGGCGGAUCUAGAGGUCUGGCUCAGAGGGAAACUUUUGCUGUCGCCGCUUUCCCAAAGCUUUCGAUAAAAAAAAGAGAGAGAGAGAGAGAGAAGGUAUGGCAUCACAGCUGCAGGUGUUUUCCCCCCCAUCAGUGUCGUCGAGUGCCUUCUGCAGUGCGAAGAAACUGAAAAUAGAGCCCUCUGGCUGGGAUGUUUCUGGACAGAGCAGCAACGACAAAUAUUAUACCCACAGCAAAACCCUCCCAGCCACACAAGGGCAAGCCAGCUCCUCUCACCAGGUAGCAAAUUUCAACAUCCCUGCUUACGACCAGGGCCUUCUCCUCCAGGCUCCUGCAGCGGAGCGUAUCGUCGUAACCGCUGCUGAUAGCUCGGCCGGUGCUGCUACGGCAACCUUCCAAAGCAGCCAGACCCUGACUCACAGAAACAACGUUUCUUUGCUUGAGCCAUAUCAAAAAUGUGGAUUGAAAAGAAAAAGUGAGGAAGUUGACAGCAACGGUAGCGUGCAAAUCAUAGAAGAACAUCCCCCUCUCAUGCUGCAAAACAGGACUGUGGUGGGUGCUGCUGCCACGACCACCACUGUGACCACAAAGAGUAGCAGUUCCAGCGGAGAAGGGGAUUACCAGCUGGUCCAGCAUGAGAUCCUUUGCUCUAUGACCAAUAGCUACGAAGUGUUGGAGUUCCUAGGCCGGGGAACAUUUGGACAGGUGGCUAAGUGCUGGAAGCGGAGCACUAAGGAAAUUGUGGCUAUUAAAAUCUUGAAGAACCACCCCUCCUAUGCCAGACAAGGACAGAUUGAAGUGAGCAUCCUUUCCCGCCUAAGCAGUGAAAAUGCCGAUGAGUAUAAUUUUGUUCGUUCUUACGAGUGCUUUCAGCAUAAGAAUCACACCUGCCUUGUGUUUGAGAUGCUGGAGCAGAACUUGUAUGAUUUUCUAAAGCAGAACAAGUUUAGCCCACUGCCACUCAAGUACAUCAGACCAAUCUUGCAGCAGGUGGCCACAGCCCUGAUGAAGCUCAAGAGCCUUGGUCUGAUUCACGCUGACCUUAAGCCUGAAAACAUAAUGCUGGUCGAUCCAGUGCGCCAACCCUACCGAGUGAAGGUCAUUGACUUUGGUUCUGCUAGUCACGUUUCCAAAGCUGUGUGCUCAACCUACUUACAGUCACGUUACUACAGAGCCCCUGAAAUUAUUCUUGGAUUACCAUUUUGUGAAGCUAUUGAUAUGUGGUCAUUGGGCUGUGUGAUAGCUGAGCUGUUCCUGGGAUGGCCUCUUUAUCCUGGUGCUUCAGAAUAUGAUCAGAUUCGUUACAUUUCACAAACACAAGGCCUGCCCGCUGAAUAUCUUCUCAGUGCUGGGACAAAAACAACCAGGUUUUUCAACAGAGAUCCAAAUUUGGGGUAUCCGCUGUGGAGGCUGAAGACACCGGAAGAACAUGAAUUGGAGACUGGAAUCAAAUCAAAAGAAGCUCGAAAGUACAUUUUUAAUUGUUUAGAUGACAUGGCUCAGGUGAAUAUGUCCACAGACCUAGAGGGAACAGACAUGUUGGCAGAGAAGGCGGAUCGAAGAGAAUACAUUGAUCUGCUAAAAAAAAUGCUAACAAUUGAUGCAGAUAAGAGGAUUACUCCUCUGAAAACUCUUAACCAUCAGUUUGUGACAAUGACUCACCUUCUGGAUUUCCCACAUAGCAAUCAUGUUAAGUCUUGUUUUCAGAACAUGGAGAUCUGCAAGCGGAGGGUUCACAUGUAUGAUACAGUGAGUCAGAUCAAGAGUCCCUUCACUACACACGUUGCCCCAAAUACAAGCACAAAUCUAACCAUGAGCUUCAGCAACCAGCUUAACACAGUGCACAAUCAGGCCAGUGUUCUAGCUUCCAGUUCUACUGCAGCAGCUGCUACUCUUUCUCUGGCUAACUCGGAUGUCUCACUGCUAAACUACCAGUCGGCUUUGUACCCAUCAUCUGCAGCGCCAGUUCCUGGAGUUGCCCAGCAGGGUGUUUCCUUGCAGCCUGGAACCACCCAAAUUUGCACUCAGACAGAUCCGUUCCAACAAACAUUUAUAGUAUGUCCACCUGCUUUUCAAACUGGACUACAAGCAACAACAAAGCAUUCUGGGUUCCCUGUGAGGAUGGAUAACGCGGUGCCGAUUGUACCCCAGGCGCCAGCUGCUCAGCCACUACAGAUACAGUCGGGAGUUCUUACACAGGGAAGCUGUACACCACUAAUGGUAGCAACUCUUCACCCUCAAGUAGCCACCAUCACACCGCAGUACGCGGUGCCCUUUACUCUGAGCUGCGCAGCCGGCCGGCCGGCGCUGGUUGAACAGACUGCCGCUGUACUGCAGGCUUGGCCUGGAGGAACCCAACAAAUUCUCCUGCCUUCAACUUGGCAACAGUUGCCUGGGGUAGCUCUGCACAACUCUGUCCAGCCCACAGCAGUGAUUCCAGAGGCCAUGGGCAGUGGCCAGCAGCUCACAGACUGGAGGAAUGCCCACUCUCAUGGCAGCCAGUACAGCACUAUCAUGCAGCAGCCGUCCUUGCUGACGAACCAUGUGACGCUGGCCACUGCUCAGCCCCUGAAUGUUGGUGUUGCCCAUGUUGUCAGACAACAGCAAUCCGGUUCCCUCCCUUCAAAGAAGAAUAAGCAGUCUGCUCCAGUCUCUUCUAAGUCCUCUCUGGAUGUUCUGCCUUCUCAAGUCUAUUCUCUGGUUGGGAGCAGUCCCCUCCGUACCACAUCUUCUUAUAACUCUCUAGUCCCUGUCUCAGAUCAGCAUCAGCCAAUCAUCAUUCCAGAUACUCCCAGCCCUCCUGUGAGUGUCAUCACCAUCCGCAGUGACACUGAUGAGGAAGAGGACAACAAGUAUAAGCCCAAUAGCUCUGGCCUGAAGGCAAGGUCUAAUGUCAUCAGUUAUGUCACUGUCAAUGAUUCUCCAGACUCUGACUCUUCCUUGAGCAGCCCGUAUUCCACUGAUACCCUGAGUGCUCUCCGGGGCAAUAGUGGACCCCUUGUGGAGGGGCCCGGCAGAGUUGUGGGGGAUGGCGCUGGCACCCGCACCAUCAUUGUGCCUCCUCUGAAAACUCAGCUUGGUGACUGCACAGUAGCAACCCAGGCCUCAGGUCUCCUGAGCAGUAAGUCCAAGCCAGUGGCCUCAGUGAGCGGGCAGUCAUCUGGAUGCUGUAUCACUCCCACAGGGUAUCGAGCUCAACGCGGGGGGACCAGUGCAGCACAGCCACUCAACCUUAGCCAGAACCAGCAGUCAUCGUCAGCUCCAACCUCACAGGAGAGAAGCAGCAACCCUGCGCCCCGCAGGCAGCAGGCGUUUGUGGCCCCGCUCUCCCAAGCCCCCUACGCCUUCCAGCACGGCAGCCCGCUACACUCGACGGGGCACCCACACCUGGCCCCCGCCCCUGCUCACCUGCCGAGCCAGCCUCACCUGUAUACGUAUGCUGCCCCCACCUCUGCUGCUGCAUUAGGCUCCACCAGCUCCAUUGCUCAUCUCUUCUCCCCCCAGGGCUCCUCAAGGCAUGCCGCAGCCUAUACCGCCCACCCGAGCACUCUGGUGCAUCAGGUCCCUGUCAGUGUUGGGCCCAGCCUUCUCACUUCUGCCAGUGUGGCCCCUGCUCAGUACCAACACCAGUUUGCCACCCAGUCCUACAUUGGGUCUUCCCGAGGCUCAACCAUUUACACUGGAUACCCACUGAGUCCUACCAAGAUCAGCCAGUAUUCCUAUUUGUAGUUGGUGAGCAGAGGUAGGGAGGUGUCAUGGCUGCCUGUUCCUGGCCCAGAAUCUUUAGUAACAGGCUAUGAUGAGCUCCUCCCUUACCCCCUCUUGAAACUCCUUAGCCAGCAACUUGUUCUGCAGGGGCCCACUGAAGCAGAAGGGUUUUCUCUGGGGAAACCUGUCUUCGUGUUGACUGCAUUGUUGUAGUCUCCCAAAGUCUGCCCUAUUUUUAAAUUCUUUAUUUUUGUGACAGCAUUUUUGGUAUUUGGAAGAGUUCAGAUGCCCAUCUUCUGCAGUUACCAAGGAAGAGAGAUCAUUCUGAAGUUACCCUUUGAAAAAUAUUUUCUCUCUGACUUGAUUUCUAUAAAUGUUUUUAAAAUGAGUGAAGCCCCUCUUUAUUUAACUUUGUUUUAUUGUAAUUGCUGGUCAGAGGAAAAAUGCUGAUAGAAGGACUUGAAAUCUGGUAACAAGUGAGAAAAGAGAAAUUGAUACUUUGUACUUGUUUGAAAACCAAGACUCACUUGCCUGUUUUAAGAGCAGCGCACCCAAGUCUGCAUUUGACUAUCAGGCAUUUCUCCUCAAAAUUUUACCUUUCUUUAUGGGACAUUAGACUUAACGGCGUUUCAGUUUUGUUUUCAUGUCACAUUAAACGUACUGGGCAAUUGUUAUUUUUGCAAAACUGGUUAUAUACGGCUCUCUGUGUUACUGUUGGGAUUCUCUCAGUUGCUCCUGUGUUUAUUUUAAAGUGUGUUAAAAAGGCAGCUCACCAUUUGCUGGUAACGUAGUGUGAGAGAAUCCAUACCUACCGUGAAAGCACUAGGUGUUCUUUUUAAAUGAAGUACCAUGCAUUCUUCUUAAGUUAUUUUUUAAAAGUCCUUCUCUCUCUGAUUCAGCUUAAAUGUUAUUAUUGGAAAAGCCAUUACGGUGGUUAUUAUUGUAUGGUGGUGAUUGUCUUAUUAUAUGCAAAAUCUCUUUGUAUUAUGCGAGACUGGUAUUGAUGAGCUUUGCCUAAAGGUUGUUGGCAUCGGUGAGCUUUGCCUCAAGAUUAACAUGAAUUUUCAAUAAUACACCUCUCUCUCUUUGCCUCAUCUCUCCCUUCUGUUCUAUGUGAUUUAUUUGGGGAGAAAGCUAAAGAAUAUGAAACCAGAUCAGAACUUUGUGUAUAGCUUUUAUACUUUAAAGUAGCUUCCUUUGUAUGCCAGCAGCAAAUUGAAUGCUCUCUUAUUAAGACUUAUACAAUAAGUGCAUGUAGGAAUUGCAAAAAAUAUUUUAAAAAUUUAUUACUGAAUUUAAAAAUAUUUUAGAAGUUUUGUAAUGGUGGUGUUUUAAUAUUUUGCAUAAUUAAAUAUGUACAUAUUGAUUAGAAAAAUAUAACAAGCAAUUUUUCCUGCUAACCCAAAAUGUCAUUUGUAAUCAAAUGUGUAGUGAUUACACUUGAAUUGUGUAUUUAGUGUGUAUCUGAUCCUCCAGUGUUACCCCGGAGAUGGAAUUGAUGUCUCCAUUGUAUUUAAACCAAAAUGAACUGAUACUUGUUGGAAUGUAUGUGAACUAAUUGCAAUUAUAUUAGAGCAUAUUACUGUAGUGUUGAAUGAGCAGGGGCAUUGCCUGCAAGGAGAGGAGACCCUUGGAAUUGUUUUGCACAGGUGUGUCUGGUGAGGAGUUGUUCAGUGUGUGUCUCUUCUUCCCUUUCUCCUCCUUCCCUUAUUGUAGUGCCUUAUAUGAUAAUGUAGUGGUUCAUAGAGUUUACAGUGAGCUUGCCUUAGGAUGGACCAGCAAGCCCUUGUGGACCCUAAGCUGUUCACUGGGAUUUAUCAGAACAGGAUUAGUAGCUGUGUCGUGUAAAUGCAUUGUUGUCCGUUUUCCUGCCGACAUUGAAAAAAUAAAAACAGCAGCUUUUCUCCUUUACCACCACCUCUGCCCCUUUCCAAUUUGGAAUCUCAGCUGGGUUCUCACAGAAGCAUUUUCCCCAUGUGGUUCUCUCUCUCACGGUGCAUUGCCACCUUGCUUCUGGGGGAAUUUGGGAAGCAGGUGAGAGGAGUCAAGCCAAUAUAAAAAUAUGUGGUUUUUUUUCUUUUUCUUUUUCUUUUCUUUUCUUUUUUCUUUUCUUUUCUUUUCUUUUCUUUUCUUUUCUUUUCUUUCAGAAUAUGUGCAAUCACUUUUAGAAUGAGAUUUUUUUUUUUUCCUUUUCCCAUGUGGCAGUCCUUCCUGCAAAUAGUUGACAUUCCUAGUAAAAUAUUUGCUUGUUGAAAAAAACCUAUAACAGAUCUGUUUAUACCAAAGAGCCUGUUGUAUUGCUUACCAUGUCCCCAUACUACGAGGAGGAGUUUUGUGAUGCCGCUGGUGACCGGGAACUCACAGAAAGGUUUCUGAGCCGGUGAAGAAUAUUAAGAAGGAACCAAAGCCUGUUCAGUCAUCAGGCUGUUGAGGUUUCUUUUUAACAACUUGUACAUUCUUGGGGCUGUGAAAUUGUCCUUGUACUCUCAGCUCCUGCAUGGAUCUGGAUCAAGUGGAGGGUCCUGGGGAUGGGGAUGUUUCCUGCCCAUAAAAGAUUUGGGGGAAGAAGGUUAACUCUGAGAUGUAGAAGUGUUCCAUCUGAAUUGAAAAUUUUGUACUGGAGGGCUAAGUCUAGGACUGGUUCCUUGUAGAGAUGGUGUCAGGAGGUGCAGGAUGGAGAUGGGAGAUUUCAUGGAGCCUGGUCAGCAAGCUCUGUACCAGGCUGAGCACCGAGGAGCUGUCAAGGUAUUUGGAGUUUCUUCAUUGCGAAGAGUAAGGGCUUCCACGAUGGGGCAUAGUCAGUACAGCCUACCAGGAACAUGUUGGUGUUUUCUACUUUCUCUUUUUUCUUUUUUCCUUUUGGUCAUUCUGUUGAGCUGUGUUUGCGCCACCGUAUUGGUGAAGAUACCCAAGCAGUUUGUAUAGUUUCCGUCACUUAGCGUUAUACGGUUUUCUGGUCAACGUGUGUGAUCUCUGUUUCCUUUUUUGCCAAGCACACAUUGAUUUUCUUGCUCAAAGGCAGAUCUGGUUUCUAGUAGAAACAUGUUUUGUCCCUUAGCUUUCCUCUACAAGGGAUAAGAUUUGUUGUUUUUGUAACAAAUGAGAUGCAGGAAAAAAAAACAAACCACAAAACACUCCACUCCUGCCCCCCUGUCCAGUAAGUAGAUACCAGUUAAGAUACGAGUCUCAUUAACUUCAUGGGGAAAAGACAAUAAAUACCAAGAACUUGUAGGGUUAUCUUAAUCACCUUACUAGCUGUGUGUGUGGCUUUAAGAAUUUUAGAAAUUUUCAGCCUUAGUCUGCAAAUUGGCAUUUCAGAUUUACCAAGAUAAAUAUCCAUCUGUGUCUGCUGAAUGUAUAUGUGCUCAAUGUGGCUUUAGAUUCUGUCCCUGGGGCUUAUUAACAUUGCCAGCCCUGACAGGGCGGGGGGAAGCCCUGUGAAUUCGGUGAGCAGCCCGCCUGGGUUAUAGCAGCCUAACUUCAGACCAGCAUAAGGCUGUAAGUCCUUUCUGAACUUUGUGUUUCCAGCUUCUCCCCUUCAGGGUGAGAGGGAAAGCGGGGACGGUCUAAGUACAGCCACUCUGGGCUCAUCAGGACACUUGAUCACUCCAGAGCUUUAAUAGCUUCCAGGAGGGGAUACUGCUGUCAGUGCUCAGCUCAGAUACCAGCCCCAGGAAUAAAAACUCCAUUUCAAACAGUUCUGGCCAUCCAUCGUCCUCCACUAGAGGGGCUCAGCUCGACUGCCCUUAGCCAGGCAAGCACAGUAAUGUGUGUUUUAUUCAGCAUUAUUAUGCAAAAACCCACUGGUUAGGUUGGUUUGUUUUAGGAUAGGAAAUGAAAUUGCCUCUCGGUGACAGGAAUGGCCCAAGCCUGCUUCCUUAUUUUGGUUUUUGGUUUUUGGGUUUUUUUUGUUUUUUGUUUUUUGUUUUAACUGAUGGAUGGUGCAGCAUGUCUACAUGGUCGUUUGUUGCUAAACUUUAUAUAAUGUGUGGUUUUGAUUCAGCUUGAAAAAUAAUCUCACUACAUGUAGCAGCAGUACAUUAUAUGUACAUUAUAUGUAAUGUUAGUAUUUCUGCUUUGAAUCCUUGAUAUUGCAAUGGAAUUCCAACUUUAUUAAAUGUAUUUGAUAUGCUAGUUAUUGUGUGCGAUUUAAACUUUUUUUGCUUUCUCCCUUUUCUGGUUGUGCGCUUCCUUUUACAACAAGCCUCUAGAAACAGUUUCUGAGAAUUAUCGAGCUAUGUUUGUAAUGCAGAUGUACUUAGGGAGUAUGUAAAAUAAUCAUUUUAACAAAAGAAAUAGAUAUUUAAAAUUUAAUACUAACUACGGGAAAAGGGUCCAUUGUGUAAAACAUAGUUUAUCUUUGGAUUCAAUGUUUGUCUUUGGUUUUACAAAGUAGCUUGUAUUUUCAGUAUUUUCUACAUAAUAUGGUAAAACGUAGAGCAAUUGCAAUGCAUCAAUAAAAUGGGUAAAUUUUCUGAUUCA
Messenger RNA from Prionailurus viverrinus (fishing cat), 8424 nucleotides. RefSeq names its product homeodomain interacting protein kinase 1 (gene HIPK1). Gene Ontology annotation, molecular function: protein tyrosine kinase activity; ATP binding; protein serine/threonine kinase activity. Gene Ontology annotation, biological process: peptidyl-threonine phosphorylation; smoothened signaling pathway; peptidyl-serine phosphorylation. Gene Ontology annotation, cellular component: nucleus; PML body; cytoplasm. The record is from RefSeq and is a predicted model, not a curated record. The coding region runs from base 331 to 3963 and encodes 1210 amino acids. Lineage: Eukaryota; Metazoa; Chordata; Mammalia; Carnivora; Felidae. The transcript is spliced from 17 exons.